Molecule: messenger RNA, 6038 nt
Organism: Vicugna pacos (alpaca)
Lineage: Eukaryota; Metazoa; Chordata; Mammalia; Artiodactyla; Camelidae
Source: RefSeq, a predicted model, not a curated record
CAGGGAGCAAACUGUUACUCUGGGCCCACGGGCCCAGCGGCUUUAACUUCAUUUAAUCCUAACUAUAGCCCUGCGGAGAGGCACUUACGACUCCAUUUUACUGAUAAAAAAGCCCACGCCAGGAUGAUAAAUGACUCACCCUGGGGCAAAGCGCUGAAAAAAGAGACGCUAGUCGAGGGGCUCCGAAACCCUCAGGCGUCUACCUCUCUUCCUGUUCCCUCUCCAGCCUUCACGUGCAAGUCUGGGGAGCGCGCGCUGCUGGGCUGUGAUGACACAGCCCUUUCUCUCGAUGCGGAGGAAAACCCAGAGACCUUUGCCCGCCACACACUCCUGUUUUUCCCGGUGGAUGAGGUCGCCUGUAGAUCCGGGCUGGGCUUUACGGGCUUCCCGGUUGAAGACUCAUGGGACAUAACAGCAUUGCUGGAUGCCUGGUACCUUUAAGAAACCUGACUGCAUGAGAAGCACUCUCCAUGGGCACAGGAGAAUCAGAGAACUAAACCUGGAAUCAGAGAACUAAAUGAGCCAAACUUUUCUUGAUUUUUAAUGUGCUAUUCUCCAUUUCAAGAUGCCUUUGCACUUCUGAGACAUGCAAACUGACAAACCUCCAGGCCACGAUCGAGGGGAAAUCAUUACUGCUUGAAGCCUGGGAAACUGCUCUUAAUAAAGCCAAGCCCCCAGUUGUUGAAAUGCUGAGGAAGUUGUGGAGGAGGAGACUUUUUUCUUAUCCCACUAAAUACUACUUCUUACUUCUUGUUUUUUCCCUAGUCACCUUCUCUGUUUUAAGAAUUCAUCAAAAGCCUGAACUUGUAAGUUUCAGACACUUGGAGCUGGCAGAAGAGAACCCUAGUCGUAAUAUUAAUUGCACCAAAGUUUUACAGGGUGAUGUAGAUGAAAUCCAAAAGGUAAAGCUUGAGAGUCUAACAGUGGAAUUUAGGAAGCGCCCUCGAUGGACAACCUACAACUACGUCAACAUGACCAGUGAUUGUACUUCUUUCAUCAAGAAGCGCAAAUACAUUGUAGAACCCCUUAGUAAAGAAGAGGCAGAGUUUCCAAUAGCAUAUUCCAUAGUGGUUCAUCACAAAAUCGAAAUGCUCGACACUCUGAGGGCCAUCUAUAUGCCUCAGAAUUUCUACUGCAUUCACGUGGACAAAAAAUCCGAGGAAUCCUUUUUGGCUGCAGUGAUUGGCAUUGCGUCUUGUUUCAGUAACGUUUUUGUGGCCAGGCAACUGGAGAGUGUGGUGUAUGCCUCGUGGAGCCGGGUUCAGGCUGACCUCAACUGCAUGCAGGACCUCUACAAAAUGAAUGCGGACUGGAAGUACUUGAUCAAUCUCUGCGGUAUGGAUUUUCCGAUUAAAACCAACCUGGAAAUUGUCAGGAAGCUCAAGUCGUUAAUGGGCGAGAACAACCUAGAAACGGAGAAAAUGCCCGCCCAUAAAAAAGAAAGGUGGAAAAAGCACUAUACAGUAGUUAAUGGAAAGCUGACAAACAUGGGGACUGACAAAAUACAUCCUCCUCUUGAAACGCCGCUGUUUUCAGGCAGCGCCUAUUUUGUGGUCAGUAGGGAGUAUGUGGGCUAUGUGCUUGAGAAUGAAAAAAUCCGGAAGUUUAUGGAGUGGGCAAAAGAUACAUACAGCCCAGACGAGUAUCUCUGGGCCACUAUUCAGAGGAUGCCUGAAGUCCCGGGCUCACUGUCCUUAAGUUCUAAGUACGACAUGUCAGACAUGCACUCUAUUGCCAGGUUUGUUAAGUGGCAGUACUUUGAAGGUGAUGUUUCCAAGGGCGCCCCCUACCCGCCGUGCAGCGGCAUCCACGUGCGCUCUGUAUGUGUUUUCGGAGCUGGUGACUUAAACUGGAUGCUGCACGUGCACCACCUGUUUGCCAAUAAGUUUGACACAGACAUAGACUUCUUUGCCAUCCAGUGUUUGGACGAGCAUCUGCGGCAUAAAGCCCUGGAGACAUUAAAACACUAACCGUUGGUGGCAGUUUUAGAAAUAAGAAGGAUGCAUGAGAUGUACCCCCAUUUGAUUCUUCCGCCUACAGAAUCUAACUCUAUGUCAGAGAAGCUAUGAGGUUUCUGCAGAGCACAGUUGGUUAGAAAGGUUGUAGUUUUAUGCCUUGACUUAGACUUAAUGUGAGACCAGGGCACGUUGCAAGGCAUUGUGAGGAAAGGUGGCCCGGGUGACUGGAGAGGAGGCUGCAUACAAUCUAGCCUAUAAAAGAGCUCAGGGACUUAACAAAAAACCCUAAGAGUUGACCUGUGCCAAAAUUACUUGGAGAGCUUUAAAUAUGAUGAUUUUCCUGAUUUUAAUAAAUUUAUAGCAACAACCAAUAGGUAAUUUAUCUUGUAGGUUAUAUUUGUUGAAAGAGAAAUGUGACUCUAAAUGAACUUUGUAAAUGAUUUACCCUCUGCUGUAACAUUGCGCUGUUGUGUAUCUGUGCCAUCUCAGGGAACUUGAAAAAACGGGCUUGAUUGCACGUGAAUAUUUUUCAUUUAACAAUGUACAUUUUUUUAAAAGAAAAAACACAAUUACUAGUUUAGUUGAUUCUGUGAAUCAUCUUAGAUUAUUAGAAAAGAUAUCAUCUUAGAUUAUUUAAAAAGUUAAGGUGUCUGUUUAUUGUCGUAAUGUCUACAAAGUAACACUCAAUUUUUUCAAGUAGUUGUCUAUCUACUCCUCUCCCCAGUCUCCCUUCACCCUGAUAUGAAGCUGUAUAUAAACUUGUUUUCAUUAUUCCCCAUAUUACAGCCUCAGUUCUCUUCUGUGAUCUGACUGGCAGUAAUUAGCAUGGAGAGCUAAGAUAGAAAGGGUGAAGUAGGUGUGGCAGAAGGGAGGAGGAGUCAUAUUUGGAUAAUUUCUAAGGCUUAUGAUGAGUGAUAAAACCAGCAAUUUGUACUAUCCCCAGAAAUCAUGGCUGUGGCUCUUUGGACCUGCUUGUGUCCAUCCUUCCAGGCUAUUGUGUCCUACUGUCACCUGUGUCUCCUUUUGAAAACAACUGGCUUCCUCUGUCCUUCUUCAUGUUAACCUGCCCAUUGGUUGUUCCUUAGCUCUUGCAUUGUAAGUUUCCUUCUCUCCCAGAACCUAUGAAUAGGGGAAAAGCAUGCUUGAAGGCUUGGGAAUCCUAAAGGGAACAUUAGGUUUGGAGCAAAUUGUGUCAGUAUUGAUGCUAUUCUCAGCAUAUGGUUUUUACUCUACUUUUCACUGAAAGACAAAUGAUUUGAGGUUGCUAUUGUGCUGUCUCAUAUCGCAAAGGAAGUGAAGAUUUAAAAAAAGCAAACAACUUGCCCUUUUGAUAAGCUGAUACUGUUCAACAAAAGAUCUAAGAGGAAGUGUGAAGCUUUAUCUUUUAUCUGAGACUCUAAAUAAGAAUCAAACCCAUGUGCUUUAUUUUUAAAACUUAGCCAAAUUAAAUUGUAUAUUAGAAAUUCAUAUUAGACAGUUUUCAAACAUUCAACUGAGAAAACUGUUGUUUCUUCCUCAGGGUUAGGAAACAUUUUCAUUUUAUGGAGAGACUUGUUACACUGAUCCUCCUGAAUGAGAGUUUCACAUUUUUGGAAAGUAUCAUUUGUAAAUGUGCAAGCCAGUGUGGAUUGCUAUGGUUUGCAUGAUUUAAUAUGGCAGCCAGUGUUGGACCAAAAAAGGAAAAAAAAAACUUCCUUUGAAAAUUCAAGAGAUGAUGUCAAUGAGAGCAUUGUAUGCAGAGUGUUUUGUCUCUGUUGGCUUCUAAACCAGUUUGUCCUUUUCAUGCUUGUCACAUGUUUCUCCUUGAUAACUUUCAGAAGAAAGAGUUAGGGCUCUUUUUUUUUUUUUUUAAUUCUAAAACCAGUGAUUUUCAUUGACAUAUUUGUGUCUGUGCUUUGUGUUUUUAAACUUCAUUCAUGGUGUCUGAAAUACUAUACCAUAGACUUUUUCCAUUUUAUUUUGAACAUUUGCAAAUCUAUAGGAAAAUUAAAAAUAAUAGUACAGUAAACACCAUAUAACCCUCAUCUGGAGACAUUGUUUGUUAAUAUUGUGCCCAUUUGCUUUCAGUUGAAUGGAUCUUUGAAUUUAGCAAAAUUGAAAAUUGAAAAAAUUUACAAACAACCGAAAUUAUCAUUAAUCGAAGUGCUCUUAUUGUAGCGUGACUGAAUCCAAUUAAUAUUUAAAUUGGCAGUUUUUGAGAGAUUUUUUUCUCCACUAUAGAUAUAAAAACAGGAUUUUCAAAAUAAUUUCCCCAAGCCCCAGACUAAAGCUGUGGCCUGACCAUCUUUUAUGCAGCUGUAUAUCUCGUCUUCUGAGUACGGCACUUGUUGAGAUGUGUCUGAAUAUCACCCUAUUGUUAAUGGCUCUUUCAGGGAUCAUAUAGGCAUGAGAACUCGUUAAUUUUGUACUUCUCAGCAUAACUUAACGCAAAUGAAAUUCAUCCUAUUCAGCCAAGCAACUUGAAGAAUCAAGAUGAUUUCAAAAGGAAACCCAUACUCGAUUCAGAAAGAGCAAAAAUGUCAUAAGUUCUUUGGGAAAGAUAUGUCAUUUAAAUUGCUUCCUAUAUGUCAGUUAUUAAACACUAAUUUCUUUUUACUGUCAUUUAAGGUCUUUUAUAGGGAAUUACUGGAAAUCGUAUUCCCAAAUAAAUCCUUAAAUGUACAUCACCUGCAGUUUCAUAAUGGAAGGAUUCUAGUCAAUGAAGUGCUUACUGAUUGGGAUUCACAUAUUACUUACAAAGGACAAGAGUUAACAAAAAUAGUUCUUCCUUUAUAGGCAGUGACCUAGGCUCUUCCCAGACCAUGGUAAACAGCCAUUCAGCCUUGAAAAUGAGAAACAUUCUUGUCUCAAGACGUGUAUUUGUAUCAUUCAUCAAGUACAAGUCACUUAAAUGAAAUAAAUGGACUUUGUUCUGUCAUCAUUUGAGGAAGAGGAAGCCAUGUUUUACUUCAUUUCAUCUGUAGAGUCAACUGGACUAAACUCUUUUGGUUGGCUUAGAAAAAUACUCAUUUUUCAUUUUGGUAAACAUAAAAAAAAAUGCAGUACUUUCAUGGCAAGUGUGGUUAACGUAAGUUUUCCUCUCAAAUGUGGACACAACUGAAAACAUUUGAACUAGUCAUACCACUAUUCAGAUGAGCUAUUCAAGAACGAAUGCCUUGUCUCCACAAGUUACUCUUACUUUUUAGCUGCCAGCACCUCAAUAUUAGAUUUAGUAAUUGGAUGUGCUAGUUUGUAACCAACAAAGAGUUCUGUGUGAGGAGUGAUUAAAAACAGAAGAUGAAUUCUCUAGGCAGAAAUGCCUGAGAGACAGAGGAUGUGUCAGUGGCAGAAACUGUAACCCAGAUUAUGCAGAAGGACCUGGACAGAGGACUGAAAACGAAUGCAAUUUAAUAGUAUUGCUUUCUGGGCACUACUGACUUCAGCUGGUGUCUGCUGAGGAACCGGGGGCACACAUUCUGACAAGGUCUGUGACUUGCUGUGGUUUGAAGGUGGAGGGCACACCUGAGGGAAAAGGGGCAGCCCCCUCCCCUGGAAUAUUGAAUGUCUGCUCCAGAUGUCUUCUCACCUGACCUGUUAAACCCUGCUGGGUGCUCUUUCGCCCCAUUUUAGAUAAAACAGACUCUAGAAAGGGGCAACAUGGACUGACCUUCAGGUUUUCUCAAAAGCUUGAGAGCUUUACAUAUCCUUUAGAAACCUGCUUGUCCAAGAUUUAAUUUUAAUAUGUGCUUCAAGUUUUCAGGGCUUGUUAUCAGAAUAUUGAUUUAAUAUUUUUCAGUGUAAUAAUAUCCCAGCUAGAAGUGAAUUAUAACUUGAGAAAGAAAAGACUGUUUUCAUUAGCACAGAUGAUAACGACGUCCAAGUAGAAAGCCCAAGAAUCUUGUCUCCAAAUUGAUAAAAAUUAGGCAAGUACUGCCAGAUAUCUCAAAAUUAAUAGUUUUACCAUGUUCAAGCAAAAGAGAUGUUUUAAGAUAUAGGGGAAUAGGUUAUCUUUCAUCAUGGCAAUAAACUGUGUAAAAUGUAGACAAUUUAAGAUAUGUGUGGGAUCUAUCUGAAUAAAAGACUACUAUAGAUUAAAAAAAA